Suncus etruscus (white-toothed pygmy shrew) is the source of this 1502-nucleotide messenger RNA. It is a transcript of the gene ADHFE1, whose product is annotated as alcohol dehydrogenase iron containing 1. The record is from RefSeq and is a predicted model, not a curated record. Gene Ontology annotation, molecular function: metal ion binding; alcohol dehydrogenase (NAD+) activity. The coding region runs from base 1 to 1404 and encodes 467 amino acids. NCBI's taxonomy places the organism in Eukaryota, Metazoa, Chordata, Mammalia, Eulipotyphla, Soricidae. The transcript has 14 exons. Gene Ontology annotation, cellular component: mitochondrion.
AUGGCCGCCGCUGCCCGCUCCCGGGUCGCCCACUUGCUGCAGCAACUCCAUCGCGCCGCAUGCCAGUGCCCAACGCAUUCUCAUACUUAUUCCCAAGCUCCUGGAAUUUCACCUGCUGGGAAAACAACAGAUUAUGCCUUUGAGAUGGCUGUUUCAAAUAUUAGAUAUGGAGCUGGAGUUACAAAGGAAGUGGGCAUGGACCUGCAAAACAUGGGUGCCAAAAAUGUUUGUUUGAUGACAGACAAGAACCUCUCCCAGCUUCCUCCUGUACAAACUGUCAUGGAUUCGCUGGUGAAGAAUGGCAUCAACUUUAAGGUUUACGACAAAGUGAGAGUGGAGCCAACUGACAGCAGCUUCAUGGAAGCUAUUGAGUUUGCCAAAAAGGGAGCAUUUGAUGCCUAUGUGGCUGUGGGUGGUGGUUCCACCAUGGACACCUGUAAAGCUGCUAAUCUCUAUGCAUCCAGCCCUCACUCGGAUUUCCUAGAUUAUGUCAAUGUCCCGAUUGGGAAGGGACUGCCUGUCAAGGUGCCUCUUAAGCCUCUGAUUGCAGUCCCAACUACCUCAGGAACUGGAAGUGAAACUACUGGAGUUGCCAUUUUUGACUAUGAACAUUUAAAAGUAAAAACUGGCAUUGCUUCCCGAGCCAUCAAACCCACGUUGGGACUGAUUGAUCCUUUGCAUACGCAGCACAUGCCUGACAGGGUGGUCGCCUAUAGUGGCUUCGAUGUGCUUUGCCAUGCCCUGGAAUCCUAUACAGCUCUUCCUUACCAUAUGCGAAGCCCCUGUCCUUCAAAUCCCAUCACUCGCCCAGCCUACCAAGGUAGCAACCCCAUCAGUGAUAUUUGGGCAGUCCAUGCCCUGAGGAUUGUUGCAAAAUAUCUGAAAAGGGCUGUCAGAAAUCCUGAUGAUCUUGAAGCAAGAUCGAAUAUGCACUUGGCUAGUGCUUUUGCUGGCAUUGGCUUUGGGAAUGCUGGUGUUCAUCUAUGCCAUGGAAUGUCUUAUCCAAUUUCAGGCUUAGUGAAGACAUAUAAAGCAAAGGAUUAUAAUGUGGAUCACCCACUUGUGCCUCAUGGCCUUUCUGUUGUGCUCACAUCUCCAGCUGUGUUCACUUUCACUGCCCAGAUGUCUCCUGAGCGACACCUGAAGACAGCAGAAAUAUUGGGAGCUGACAUCCGCACUGCCAAAAGCCCAGAUGCUGGGCCUAUUUUAGCAGACACACUCCGGACAUUCUUAUUCGAUCUGGAUGUGGAUGAUGGUUUGACUGCCAUUGGUUACUCCAAGACUGAUAUCCCUGCAUUGGUGAAGGGAACACUGCCCCAGGAAAGGGUCACCAAGCUUGCUCCACGCCCUCAGUCAGAAGAGGAUCUAUCUGCUCUGUUUGAAGCGUCAAUGAAACUGUAUUGAUUAACAUUUUUAAUGAAAUAAUUACUGGGGAUUGCCAAAAAUUAUUGACCAAAGUAACACUCACUAAAAAACAAAAGUUGACCUAGUCAAAGAUUUGU